Molecule: messenger RNA, 1740 nt
Organism: Plenodomus lingam JN3
Lineage: Eukaryota; Fungi; Ascomycota; Dothideomycetes; Pleosporales; Leptosphaeriaceae
Biological process (GO): signal transduction; peptidyl-serine phosphorylation
Cellular component (GO): cAMP-dependent protein kinase complex; cytosol
Molecular function (GO): ATP binding; cAMP-dependent protein kinase activity
Source: RefSeq, a predicted model, not a curated record
AUGUCGACUCCGAAACAAGGUACGGUACCUACGGCAUCGCAACGCCUUUCUCAAACCACCGAUAGUAAGCGUGGCAAUCGAUGGUUCUUUGCUGCACAGUUCCACGAGAGGUUAGGGUAUGAUGCUGCAGGUAUAACCGGUCAACGGUGCACGUUCUCCCCGUUUUCUACAGCCCUUCGCCCUUCAGUCAGUCGGCUUUGUUGCAACACGAAGCGAAACAACCCGCGGUGCGUCAUCUUUUUGCGCCUCACGUUCCCCACCCCCACCCCCUUCCGCCCCCCGCCAUGCAGCUGUCUUUAUACCGUGCUGCCCCUUGCCCACAUGGUGAAAGCUGCGACACGCCCGGCCGCUCCGCCUACCUGCAGGUCGACAGUCGACAACUUCUCCCCAGUGCUCUCCGUCGCUGUACUACUCUACCGGUACUCUGUGCGCGACUACGAGAAGCGGAAGCCGCGCCCGGUUGCUCCUUCACGCUCAGCCUCAGCCUCAACCUCGACACGCCGCGCCCGCCGAGGAGGCCCAUCAGCCGCCGCCAUGGUGACGGGCAUCCACAGCCUGCUGCACCACCACCACCACCGGGACAAGAAGGAGGCAGAGCACUCUGGCCCGCUGCACGACCGCACCGACUCGGCCAUGGAGCGCCCGCGCGAGGAAGAGAAGCAGACACUCGCGCAGUGGGAGGCCCGCAAGCGCACCAUGAGCCCCGACGAAAUCGAUGUCGACCCCAGUCAAAAGGCCGUGGGGCACUCGUCCAAGGUGUUACGCGAAGAAGACUUUGAACUGAUCAAGACUCUGGGAACCGGCACUUUUGCGCGCGUCUGGCUGGUCCGGCUCAAAGAUGCGAAAAAGGGCGACGAGGACAAGGUCUUUGCGCUCAAGAUCCUGCGCAAGGUCGACGUCAUUCGCUUGAAGCAAGUCGAACACGUCCGCAACGAGCGCAAUGUCCUUGCCAAGGUCGCAGGCCACCCCUUCAUCACCACAAUGGUGGCCAGCUUCCAAUCGCUCGACUCGUUAUACAUGGUGCUCGACUACUGCCCUGGAGGCGAGGUCUUUAGUUACCUGCGAAGAGCGCGCCGCUUCAACGAGCCCACGUCGCAAUUCUACGCUGCCGAGAUUGUACUUAUAUUGGAAUUUUUGCAUGAGAGAGAAGGCGUGGCAUAUCGAGACUUGAAGCCAGAAAACAUACUCAUUGACGCCGAGGGUCAUUUGAAGCUGGUUGAUUUUGGGUUUGCGAAAAAGGUGGAGAAUAGGGAGACUUACACCCUUUGCGGCACACCCGAGUACCUGGCCCCGGAAGUGAUCCGAAACACAGGCCACGGUACAGCAGUAGACUGGUGGGCCUUUGGCAUCCUCGUCUACGAAUUCCUCGUCGGCCAACCCCCCUUCUGGGACCAAAACCCAAUGAAAAUCUACGAACAAAUCGUAGAAGGCCGCCUCCGCUUCCCGAGCGCAAUGUCCCCCGCCGCCCGCGACCUCAUCUCCGGCCUCUGCACCGUCGACACCUCGAAGCGGCUCGGCAACAUCUCAGGCGGCGCGUCGCGCGUCAAGGCCCACGAAUGGUUCCAGUCGAUUGAUUGGGAGAAGCUGUAUAAUCGCGAGGUCCAGGGCCCGAUUGUGCCGCACCUGCGCGGCCCGGCGGAUACGCGGAAUUUCGACGAGUAUGAGGAUGAGAGCGAUAAGCGGGAUCCGUAUACCAAGGAGUUGAGCGAUCGGUGGGAGGAAAUGUUCAAGGAUUUUUGA